ACUUCUUCCCAAGGACGGCUGACAGAGGGGCCAGGACCCUGGCAGCGCUGGCCUCCUAAGUGCCCCCGCCUGCCCCCUCCUCCAGGCUGGCCUCAUGGAUUACCUGGGUGACAAACUCUCCGUGGCCCAGACACACAUGACUCAGUGGGUGGGCACAGUGAGACGAUCCUUCCAAGAGGCUCUGCAUGUCGUGUCGGCCGCGGUGGGCGCCGAGCGCAGCGGGGAGACUGCCGGCCGCCACCCGUUCAAGCGCGCCUCCUCCUUCCGACACCUGGCCUCUCGGAGCCGAGAGUCCUUCCGCCGCUUCUCCGCCCGCAGCCAACAGAGGUUCUCAUCCCUCAGAAAGAGACAGCCGGACUCCGAGGCCCCCGAUCUUAAUCAGCUGAAGCAAUGCUUCUCCAGGAGAACAGCCCAGCCCAAGGACACCGACACCCUCGUACACGAGGCCGACAGCCAGUACGGGACCUGGGCAGACCAGCACCAGAAUGGAGGGAGCUUUGGCCCCGAGUCCCCAUCGUCUCCCGACAGUAGUGCUGCUUCUGCCGGGAAGCAGGCACCAAGCAGCCACUUGUCCUCAUACACGGAGUCCACAUCCGUGGAUCAGCAUGACAGCUCCAGGGACCGGCGCAGCUCCAGCGUGGACCGCUCCAGUUCCGAGCUGGAGUCCACAGAAGGCCCCGAAGGGCCACCUCCAUCAGACGUUUGCCCGGCAGAGAGAGAAGACGACUUUUCCUUCAUCCAUCAAACCUCAGUCCUAGACUCAAGUGCCCUGAAGACCCGGGUUCAGCUGAGUAAGCGAAGCCGCCGCCGGGCUCCCAUCUCCCACAGUCUCCGCCGCAGCCAGUUCAGCGAGUCUGAGAGCUGGUCCCCUUUGGAAGAGGAGUCGCACAGCACAUGGAUGUUCAAGGACUCAACAGAAGAGAAAUCGCCCAGGAGAGAGGAGUCGGAUGAAGAGCCGCCCAAGGUAGAGAGGACCCCUGUCAGCCAUCCACAGAGGAUGCCCGUGUUCCCAGGCAUGGACCCAGCCGUGCUGAAGGCUCAGCUGCACAAGAGGCCGGAAGUGGACAGUCCUGGCGAGUCCUUCAGCUGGGCACCUCAGCCCAAGACCCCUAAGUCUCCCUUCCAGCCUGGGGUGCUGGGCAGUCGGGUGCUGCCUUCCAGCAUAGACAAAGAUGAGAGGUCGGAGGAGCCCUCACCCCAGUGGCUAAAGGAGCUGAAAUCCAGGAAGAGGCAGAGCCUGUAUGACAAUCAAGCUUGACCAGAUGGGCUAUCACUACACCCAUAAACUCAAGCCUUAACCGCCAGACGUCAGAACCGGAGGCCAAGCCACCCGCUCGCUCCUUCCCGGCCAAGCUCAUGUGCCUGGGCCUUUCUGCCCCGAAGACACAGUGCUGAGCAUCAUCUGGGUCCCCACAGGAAGGAGGACCCUGCCCCGGGACACGCUCAGUCUCCAGAAGGAUCUUCUAGAGCUCCUUGCAGGAGCGAAUUGGCCUUUGGUGUGACAGUUGGCCUUCCUGCUCUGCACACACCUCACAGGAGGAUUUCCUCAGCCCCCAAGGCAGCCCUUCUGGAAGGACUUGGACAAGCAAGCUUGAAUGACUCUCAGAUGGCAAGGGUCACUGUCCAAAAUUACACUGGUGUCUCCUGGUUUUGAUUUUUUUUUUUUUUUUUUUUUUUUUUUGGGACAGGCUCUUCCUUACCCACUUAGAUCCAUUGAUGUUUAUAUGCACACAGUCCCCCCUCCCCGUUGUCCAUGCACUGACCCUGCCCGUGGGGCUGUGUGCACAAGUGGCCUGUGUCCCGCCAUUUUCACGUCUGCUUUAGAGGGUGACAAAGCAAUAAUGCAGCCAAUUUUCCUAGAAACUGGACAACGCGCAUCUAUUUUAAAAAGCACUGACAGACACACGGAAGGCGUGGACAGUGUCUAGUUGCCUCAGGUUACCUGAUCCCUGUCCACGCCUAUGAAAGCUUGUGAGUUUUCCCCUUGUCCACGUCUGGGUUGCUCUGGUUUCUGUGGGGUACCUUUGCCCCUCGGUCCCAAGUGUUAUGAACUCAGUCCGAAUGGUCAAGUGCCUUGGCCACUCGUAUACCAGACCCAACCUGGGUGUCAUCUCUUCCUCAUUUUUUCUGAAUAUGUGUGUCCUGCUGCAGUGAAGAUCACACUAAGUCAGCUCAGAAGGGAUGCAGCCCCACCCCGGGCAUCUGUGACCCACCCGGCCGAGUGAUAGUCGAGGUCUGUCUGGAUGUCGAUCUAACGGAAAGCCUCCUGUAGUGGGGAUUGGGCCACAGGGUCUGUGGUGUUCUCCCUUGCUUUCUGCUAGCUGAGUGCUCACUCCUGGGAGUCUCAAGCCUCCUGUACUCACAACACCCACCUGUCUUACUUCCUUUUGAAGUCCUCGAGGUAUCAUCUGAAGCUCCAGCACCAGCGGUCACCCCAGACAUCCAGGCCGGCCACCCACUGUGCCAGCAGCUUUCAGAGACCUUUUUCCAACCUUGCCUUGGUGACAUAUUUGUGCAGUUCCAAGGUGGUCUGUGGAUGGCUGUGGAGGACCUUGGGUCGUUGUUCUGACAGAUGCCUGCCUGGAAUCUGUGCCCGACACUGCCCUGACCUCCUCUUCGGGCAAAAGUCGUUCUCUGUAAAUCCAUUACUUGCAAA
Phodopus roborovskii (desert hamster) is the source of this 2656-nucleotide messenger RNA. RefSeq lists its product as uncharacterized. NCBI's taxonomy places the organism in Eukaryota, Metazoa, Chordata, Mammalia, Rodentia, Cricetidae. The record is from RefSeq and is a predicted model, not a curated record. The coding region runs from base 95 to 1258 and encodes 387 amino acids. The transcript is spliced from 8 exons.